AUGGAUUCCCAGGAUCAGCGCCCAAGGUCGCCCUCCGCGGGCGUUCAUAACCGCAGUCUCAGCCGCUCCGUCUCUCCUCAUGCUCAGCAUUAUCAAGACCUCUCCACCACGACCGCUACCUCCUAUCCGGCCGUCUCCUACCAGACCUCCCUCCCCGGCUCGACCGGCGCCGAGGCUUACAGUUAUACAAACACCUACUUGUCUCCGGCGCAAGCCUCGUAUACUUCCCCUCCGUCUCAGGAGCAGCAGGCCUUUGCCCAGAACCAGCAGCAGUACUCGCACUCGUUCGAGGCCAGUUUCGUCAAUCAACUCGAACAGUCCUCCGCCCAGCGGGAGGAGAAUUUCUCGAACCUCCUUAAUUCGAGCCAGGGCGAUUUUGAUUUCACCCUUUACUCCACCGACAACAGCGGCGUCCCCUCCGAAUUCGACUCCUCCCUCUUGCUGGAUCCACAGCAACAGGCGCGACAAUCGUCUUCGCAGCCGGGAAAUCAGUCGGUCAAUCCUGCUGAUCUGGUGAGCGCCAUGUCGUCGCCUCACAAUGCGGCCUCGCCCCAUUUUCUGCCCCCGGAACAGCAUUCAUCCUCCCCGGGGAACAACCACACAUCCCCGCCCGCGUCCGGCCCGUUUUAUUCCCAUUCCCCCCAACACUCCCGGCACACCUCCUUGGAUCCCGUAAGCGCGGCCUAUAUGACCAGCCAGUCGCAUUCGGACUGGCAAGGCUUGUUAGGGAAUCCUUCCUUCCAAGGCCACCGACGAGCGCCGUCGGAGCACUCGGACGUGUCUUCCGCGGCGCAUUCGCCAUUCAUGGCUCAGCAGGAGUCCUUUGAGGGCGUAGAAAGCAACGCUUCUCCUCUGCUCUCGGCGCAGAAUGACUCCAGCCUCUACGAGAAUGCUUUGGGCAUUGAAUCCUUCAGUCUGUCCGAGCAGCAGCAGCAACAGCAGCAGGGAUUCAGUCCCGCUCAUAGUCCGUAUAUGUCUCCGCAGACCAUGCCGCAACAACAGACCGGCGACAUAGGGAACGAGCCUCUGUUUCUCUCGGCGCAACAUACCGGUAAUCAAUUUCCUGCCCUUCAAGGUGAUAUGUAUGGCGAGGGUGCCAUGGGGAACAUGCAGCCAGCAAGCACUGCUCCCGGAGAGAUGGGUCAGGCCACUCAAAUGGCCCCGCCUCCAUCCAUCAACGUUGAGCUUGCGCCUCCUUCUCGAAUGCCCAGCUUUGGUCCGGGUAAAGAGGCCGACCUGGAUGCUUUGACUCCUCCUUCACGUUCGCGUGGACGUAGCAAAUCGGACCCUUUUGGUCGUCCUGUUGCCCGACCUCGCUCGCCCUCCACAAGCAGCAGUCUGGAGCCGGUGGCCGCGACGAGUCCGAGAUCCCUCUCGCCGUUCGACUCACGUAGCAACCCGAGUUCACGCGAUCCUUCCCCAUCCUCCAAGUCAACGCGACGACAGUCGACCUCCUCCAUCGACAGUCGCAACUAUAUCCUGGAUCUGGCGGAUCCUCAGCGGCCUGGUGCGUCCCCGAGCGACUCGAAGCGCAUGCAGAAACACCCAGCCACCUUCCAAUGCCAUCUAUGUCCAAAGCGCUUCACCCGUGCCUACAAUCUGCGGUCUCAUCUCCGCACCCACACCGACGAGAGGCCUUUCGUCUGUACCGUCUGCGGGAAGGCAUUUGCUCGCCAACAUGAUCGCAAGAGACAUGAAGGACUCCAUUCGGGAGAGAAGAAGUUCGUCUGUCGGGGAGAUCUGGCCGGAGGUGGCCAGUGGGGCUGUGGACGUCGGUUCGCUCGUGCUGAUGCCCUGGGGCGUCAUUUCCGAUCGGAAGCCGGUAGAAUCUGCAUCAAACCGCUGCUAGAUGAAGAAGCCAACGAGAGGAAUCGCAAUCUCCUGCAGCAGCAGCAGCAGCAGCAGCAGCAGCAGCAACAACAACAACAGCAAGCAACCGGCCACCUGCAGCCGGUCCCGCAGCCCAUGAUGAUCUCCGGUAUGGAUAAUCAACAGUCGGGUGGUGGGUUCACGCUCCCUGCCGCAUUGCUCGCCCAGUAUCCUGCUCUCCAGACCCUGCAGUGGGACCAACUCGCCCCGGGGGGCGAUGAUCCCAACGACAUCAGUGGUCGAAGCAGCUUCGACGCGAGUUCGGGCGGGGAGUUUGGGUACGAUGAAGACGAUUCUGGCCUGAGUGGCGGCUAUACCAGUGGUCCGGGGACCAUGUAUGGCUCGUCGGGGGGCCAGAUGCUGGGCGUGAAUACGGGUGACGGCGGAUAUGGCUCUCAGGAGUGGGCCAGCGAUUUCGAGCAGAGGUGA
Molecule: messenger RNA, 2298 nt
Organism: Rasamsonia emersonii CBS 393.64
Lineage: Eukaryota; Fungi; Ascomycota; Eurotiomycetes; Eurotiales; Trichocomaceae
Product: C2H2 type zinc finger domain protein
Exons: 2
Coding region: 1-2298 (765 amino acids)
Biological process (GO): regulation of transcription by RNA polymerase II
Cellular component (GO): chromatin
Molecular function (GO): RNA polymerase II cis-regulatory region sequence-specific DNA binding; DNA-binding transcription factor activity, RNA polymerase II-specific
Source: RefSeq, a predicted model, not a curated record